GCCGCCAUGGCGCCCGGAGCGGCCUCGGCCCUGGCCCCGGUCCGGGUGCUGCUGGUGCUGCUGGCGGCCGCCGCCCGCCCCGCCGCCGCCUGGGACCUGUGGGCGCUGCGCUGCGGCUUCUCGGCGGACUGCGAGUGCGGCUUCGGGCCCGACUUGCGCGGUCUGGAGUUUGACUUGGCCACGAAUCUGGUGGGGCAGCCCCUGGUGAGGCAGCAGGUGAUGAAGGGGGUGAGGGAGUUCCUGGAGGACCCGAAUCCAGUGAAACCCCUCGUGAUGUCCUUCCACGGCUCGACGGGAACAGGCAAAACCUACGUGAGCUCCAUGCUCAUCCGCUACCUCUUCCAGAGGGGGCUCCAGAGCCCCUAUGUUCACCACUUCUCCCCCAUAGUGCAUUUCCCCCACGCUGAGCAGAUAGAGCAGUACAAGGAAAGCCUGAAGCGCUGGAUCCAAGGGAACUUGACAAACUGUGGACGGUCAGCGUUUCUCUUUGAUGAGAUGGACAAGAUGCACCCAGGCCUGAUUGAUGUGAUCAUCCCAUUCCUGGGACCCUCGUGGGUUGUGUACGGGACCAACUACCGCAAAGCCAUCUUCAUCUUCAUCAGCAAUGCAGGAGGGGAGCAGAUCAACAACGUGACAUUGGCUCUGUGGCGUGCCCGCAAGGACCGGGAGGAGAUCAGCUUGCAGGACCUGGAGCCAGCCAUCUCCAAGGCCGUGUUUGAAAACCCUGAGAGUGGCUUCUGGAAAUCUGGGAUCAUUAAUGAACAUCUCAUUGAUUUUGUUGUGCCUUUCCUCCCACUGAAGCACCACCACGUAAAGCAGUGCGUCGUCAGCGAGCUUGUCCAGCAAGGCCUCGAGGUACGCCCGAGUGUCGUCCAGGAAGUGGCUGACAGCAUCCCCUACUUCCCAGAAGAGGAGAAAUUGUUCUCAUCAACAGGCUGCAAAACAGUGGCCUCUCGCAUCAGUUUUUUCUUCUAGUCACUGCCAAGGGCGCCUCUCAGAUCCAUAUGGAGCUAGAAGGCACCCAGGGCUGGUGGGAUGUGCAGUGGGAAUGGUUUGUCACUCUCCACAGCACAAGUGCUCUCCUGCUGAACUCUCUCCAGCUCCAAGGAGUCCACUGCAGGAUACAGCUGCAGGAUCAGCCAUGAAGAAUCUCAUCCUACCUCCAGUGCUGCAAACGGUUUUGAAAAUUCCUUUUACUCAGUGAUGAUUUCUACAGCAGAGUUGGUGCUAUGAGCUGUGGAGCUUCUUGUACAUCCUUGUGCUGGUCAGACCUUGCAGGCUUUGGCUGGGCCAGCACCCAUUCAGCUUCUGGGGAGUGUCACAAUGGGGGACCUGGGGACAAGUUAGAGAAGAUUAGUGCUCCAGACUGCCAAGCAUGGGAUGCACAGCCUAGCUUUUGCCCCAGUUUUAAUAUUCUCUACGCUGUUAUGGAAUAAGAGGUCAGGGGAACCAGAGUCAUUAACUCUCUUGGAACAACCUGCUCAAGGAAUGGGUGUAGGGACACUCUGCAAAGCUUCCAAAGCUCUGCUUGUUCCAUGUAUGGAAAUGAGCUGCCAGUGCUUGGGACCAUUCCAGCUCCAGGUUCUGAGCUUUGGGGACUUUAGACACCACCCAAAGUCUGCCCAAGAGCUGGCCCAAAGACAGAGGCAAAAAUUCUGCCUCUUGCAAAAAUAUGAAUUUCUAAUUUUAAAAUAAAUCUUUUAUUAAUUAAACAGUU
Messenger RNA from Vidua chalybeata, 1717 nucleotides. RefSeq names its product torsin family 2 member A (gene TOR2A). NCBI's taxonomy places the organism in Eukaryota, Metazoa, Chordata, Aves, Passeriformes, Viduidae. The record is from RefSeq and is a predicted model, not a curated record. The transcript is spliced from 6 exons. The coding region runs from base 7 to 975 and encodes 322 amino acids. Gene Ontology annotation, molecular function: ATP binding; ATP hydrolysis activity. Gene Ontology annotation, cellular component: endoplasmic reticulum; endoplasmic reticulum lumen; nuclear envelope.